Molecule: messenger RNA, 8063 nt
Organism: Dreissena polymorpha
Lineage: Eukaryota; Metazoa; Mollusca; Bivalvia; Myida; Dreissenidae
Exons: 3
Coding region: 56-2170 (704 amino acids)
Molecular function (GO): zinc ion binding
Source: RefSeq, a predicted model, not a curated record
UGACAAUUCAAACACUGGUAUAAACGGCAAACAUUUGUGAUUUUGUGUUCACGAAAUGGCAUCUAAUUUGGAGAGUUCAAUUGUUAAAGGAUCAGAUUUUUUCUUUGACUUUCUUUGUUUUAUAUGUCAGGAAAAUGACAGAAACACAGAGGCUGAUUUUUAUUGCACACAGUGUUCAAAGUUUUAUUGUGGCAGAUGUGUUGACCAACAUAAUUAUCUUUUUAAAAAGCACACAACUUUGGGUAAAGAAAAGAUCAGCAGUUGGCCAGAUGUAAAAGUAGCUGUGGACAUAGAAGAGGAAUGCCAGGAGCACAAGGGUGAGAAACUGACAGCAUUCUGUGAGGACCACGGUGAACUGAUGUGUCAUGUCUGCCAUAUCUACACACACAAAAAUUGCAUCCAUGUGGUCCUUAUAAAAGAUAAAGCGGAGGCCCUAAACCAGAGGGGAGAGUUCACAAAAUUGUCAGCAUUUCUGGAUACAUUACAUUUGCAGUUUAUUCAGAAAAAAUUUGCCGUCGGGGAAAGUUUACAGUCCUUUGAGAAAUCCCACACACAAGUUUGCAAAAAAAUAAAUGCUUUACACACCAAAAUCAAAGGUCGCUUGGAUCAUUUGAAGGGUGAAACCAUCAAAGAGUUGGAUACAUUACAUGCUACAUUAAAGUCAUCUAUUCAAAAGGAUAUUGCACAUUGCAGUGAAUCUGUCCAAACAAUUAAAAUUGCCAAAGAAGAUUGGCAGAAAAUACAAGGCAAAAGUGAUAUCCUCCAUUUUAUCAUGUACAUAAAAUGCCUGGACCAUACAAACAAGGCAUUUUCUAUUUUACAAGCAAAGAUAGCAGAGAAAGACAAUACACUGUCUUUCCAGCCGGAUACAACUAUUGACAAAACUUUGUCCACUUCGUCUGGAUUAGGAAAAAUACUCAGCAAUGUAAAGCUAAAGCAACAUACUGGGAGAAGCAUUACAUCAGAUGCCACACCCACACAAGCUGAACCUAAUGCAAAGAAACCUUCAUCGACUUCCUCCAAACAGCCUGACAAGGCACAUACAACAAGUAAUACGAAUAAUACAGACCAGGUGCUUCAUCCUCUUUCCAGUUCAUCAAAGAUUUCUGAAAUUUUAAAGGUAAAUUUAACAAAUGAUGUGAAUGAUUCAGACCAGGUGCUUCAUCCUGUUUAUAUUUUAUCAGAGAAGCCAAGCGCUGAAAACCAAUGCCAUGUCAAGAAGUCAGCUGCAGUAUCCAGCUCAUACAGCUUGCCAGAUAUUAGCAAUAAAGAAGGUGCAAUGAAUAAGACAAGCAGAGAGUCCAUUCCGAAUAAAGUCAUUAACAUCAUUAGUAAGGCUAAAUAUUCAGUAAAAGUGAGGAGUGAUAAACAAACAUGCAAUAUAUCAGGGGUCUGUGAGACAUAUGCUGGUGAACUCCUUAUUAUGGACCAGGGCAAUGAUAAAUUGAAGCUGCUUGACAAGACCUACAAAGUGGUGGCCCACUAUGACUUGCCCUAUACACCAUCGUCCAUGUGCAGAAUUGAGUCACUUCUGGUGGCUGUUACUCUGGGUAACAAAGAAGUCCACUUCAUCAGAGUGAGCAAGCUUCCGUCCAUGCGUUUGGUACAUGAAAGCACACUAAAGCUCCAUCAUGCCUGUGAGGGUAUUGCACAUCAUCAGGGCAGUCUGUACAUAACAUCAGGUACAGCAUUGUACCACUACACUGUAGAUGGAACCCCAUUGAUGGAGAUUUAUAGAAAUAUAUCUUAUGGAGAUUCAGACAUAACAUCCUGCGCAGUGAGUCCAGAUGGAAACAGGAUAUAUUUGACCAACAUCGCUUGUGACCAGCUGGUCACACUGUCCAGGGAUGGAAAAGUGAUCUCUACGCUCACUGAUACUGCACUGGUCUGGAGAAAUCUUGCACUGGUCUGGAAAAAUCUUGAAAAUUCUGAAAAAAUCCCACCUGGCAUUCAUGUGACAGACUCAGGAUAUGUUUUUGUAUGCGGAGGCUGGUCCAACACAAUCGUCAUGGUGGACAGAGAAGGGAGACAGAAACUGGCAGAGGUGGUCACAGAGGAGUAUGGUUUGGACAAACCAACAUUAGUAUACUACAAUGAAAAUACAGGAGCACUCAUUGUUGGAAAUCAUCGCAAUAAGUACAUAAGGGUUUUUAAGACUACCAAUAUGUAAAUGUUUGACAAUGGAAAUUUAAAAGUUUUGUUGAUAAAACAAAAAUCAUUUAUAAAUAAAAGCUACACUUUCAUUAAGAAAACAAGAUCAUGUAAAUUUACAACAUAUUCUUAAUUUAAACAGAUAACUGUUGUUAAAUAAUAAAAUAUUACUAAAUAAUUGAAUUGAAUAUAAUGAUAAUUUCAAAUAAAAUGGUAAUGAUAUGCUGUCACACAUUUAAAUAAAAAUAGUAUUCAAACUGUUAUAGUAUUUACGAAAACCCUUCAAAGUAUUUGUGGAUUAGAUGUUUUUUAUUUCACAGUGUUAAAAAAAUAUGUUUGUGACUGAUUCUAUUUAAGGCAUCAAAUUUUUUAAAGAAUAAGAUGAACUGAUUCAACAUAAGUUAAAGGAAAAAAAAUGAUUUUAAAUAAUAAUACAUGCACACAGUUGCUUUACUCAGAGAUUUGAUGGUUAAGUGUUAGUCAUGUGUUUUUAAUUUUUCUAUGUCUGCCUGUCUGCCUCAUUUGGGUUUGAAUACGAUUGCACAUACUUAGGUUGAUUUAUUUCUAUUGAAUCUAUUAUUCCCCACAUAUGCCUCUUUUGGUUUAUACUUUCCGCUUCUGUUUUUAAUUUAGAUACCAUACUUGCAACUUUAUACAAUGUGUUUUGAUAUUGUUAAAGGUUAUUUAAAAAAACAAAAACAAGCAUAAAACAUACUAGUAUAUUUUCACUGUGAUGCUGCAUUCGAAUAAAAUUACAAUAUAACAAGCAUUCCCCACCCCAACCCCCCCAAAAAGUAAAGGGAUGUAGAAAGCCUGGGUUUGGUAAGGAUGUCCCCUCCUCAUGGUAUGAGACAGUUUUACGGAACGUGAAUAAUGGAGUGUGUUAUAUACUAAAAGGCAUGUUUUUAAACAGAAUGCAAGCAAUACACUCAGGAUUCAAAACAUUUAUUGGCCCUGAAAUAAAAACUUUCAAAAUGUUUUAUACAUGAAAUUAACUUUCUCUAAUGUGACUAUUUUAUACCGACAUUUUUCUGGUUUUGAUUCUCCAUUUAAUUGUAAAUUUGUAGUCUUUAGUUUCAGAAUUGUGUGGACUAUGAAAAUCAUAAAAUAAAAUCAAUGUCAUAACAAGAUACUUAUCCAAUCCAUGUUAUUCAACAAAAAAUCAAUUAAAUCUGUAAUUCAUAUUGAUCAUUGUAAAUAUUUGCUUGUGCAAUUUCUGAAUUUCCGGUAGUGAAUGGAAUAAAUUCAACCUGUGUUUGAUUGAUUGUCUCAGAUGCCUCAUUUGUACCCUGGCAAUAUUUAAUAUGUUGAAAACAUGCAAUAUUUCCACUUACACAGUUUAUUGCUUUAAAUGUAUGAGUAUGCCUUGGCUGUUUAAAGCAUGCAAAGACAAUUAAGGGAUUAUGAAGACUUAUAAGCAUAAUCCAGAACAGUGAGUUCUGCUGACAAUGGUUCCUAUGCUAUUUUUGACACAGGGGACACUAUACCCGACAUUGCCUCCUACAUUUGUGCCAUCCCAGGUAUUUGUUCCAAUUUAAUAUUAUGCAAAUUUUUAAUUGACUUUAGUUUGGAAAUAAACCAAGAAGAUGGUCUGUUAAUAAGAAAUAAUUAGGCAUUAAGUUGAUCAUUACUUAAUAAUUGAAUUAAACUAACAUUUGUCGACUUAUUAUAAAUCUGCUCAAAGUUGUCAUUUAGAAAAAAUUAAUGCAAUACCAGGUGUCAGCGUACUAUGAGGCAAUAUAACCUAUUUGUAUGGAGGUAUUACUAUUUAGUUCAGUUUUGCAUAUAAUUGAAUUGGAUUCGGUUUUAACAAAUUUUGAUUAUAAAGUCGAUAGAAAAUCUGUAAAAAUAUAUAUUUAAUAGAAAAUAGCAACAAAUGUCAGGGCGCGAAUAUGUAGGAAGCAAUUUCAGAGCUGUCAAUGUAACAUUGGAACAAUUGUCAAUGUUGUCAAAAAAAACAACAACAGCGCACCAACCAAUGUCCGCAAGAACCAAUGUCCUGAAUCCUUGUCAGCAGUGCCAUGUCAUAUUGGCCUUGGGGAAACCCUGAUAUGAUAUCAUCUACAUGUACAUUCAUUUACAUAGAGCGUAAAUCCAUAUCUGGCAUUAACAGAUAUUUAAAAUUGAAAAACUUUUCAAAGGACUUUGUCAAUUUUUACACAAUCAAUAAUAUUUCAUUUAAUAAGGAAAAUAUAAUAAUGUGUAAGUAUUUAUAUUUUUCAUUCCCAUGUGUAACCUUAUGCAUGGGUAAUUAUUACAAAAUAUGUGAUUACAUCUAAGUAAUUGUUCACUAUAAGUUAACCAUGUAUUAUAGCAUAAUAUUAAUUCAGUAGUAUACUUGUUCUAAAUAAAAGGUUUAAGAUUUUAAUUGCAAAAUAUAGUGUAAUGUAAUAUAAAAUAUUAUAAAAGUUUGCUAUACACAAUACACUUACAGAUUUUUUUUCCGUGUGGAACACUGAAUUUCUAUGUGAUCGACUGCAUGUAUACACAUAAAAUAAAUAUUAUAGCAAUUUUGAAAAUGUAUGGCUUCUUUUUUGUUUGUUUUUUAUUAGAAUCUUAAUCAUCUACUAUUACAUGUAUAAUAUAUAAACACAUUUGCUUUUAAAUUAAGUUAUUGUUUUGAUAGAGUAUUUGUCCAUUUGUUAUAUUUGACCUAAAUGUGACCCAUAAUUUGACCUAUAUUUAAUCAAUUUAACAUAUGUUUGAUUUGUUAUUCAUUAGUGGUUUUAAUUGCUCGUCCUUUUGUUGUUGAUUUUUGUUUCUAUUGAUUCUAUUUAUUGCCGUUAUGGAGUUUUGCAUUACUUCUGUCUAUUGGUUUUGAAAGAUAUUAAGUGUUUAACCACCUCAAAACACACUGACAAAUUAAAUUAAGAUCUAAAAUUUAAUUUGUACAACAAUAUAAAAUGACAACUUCUUUCCACUGUUUAAAAUCAAGGUACCGUAAUUUCAGAAAAAAAUUGUCAUGCAUCAUUUAAGUGCUUGUGGAAAUUACUGAGCAAUGAAAAAUUUGUUAUAUAUGUACUGGUAAGGAAUUUAUUAUUCUUGGUACAACAGACACCAGACAAUCAGCAUGUGAUUAGUAUCAGUGAUGAUUGAGUCACUAGCAUUUAGCAACAUUUUGCACAUUUAUACACAGACAAUAUAUUUUCUUUUAAUCAGAAAACAAAAUUGAUAUCUUGCAUGUACUUGUACGUUACUAAAUAACUGUUUGUAUGUGCAUUGUGUCCAUACAUCGUCUCCUUCCCUUGAAACAUAAUACAUUUUUUGUUUGUAAUGUAUUAAAUGCUUUAAAAAAAUGAUCGUUUAAGACAGUGAUUUGUUACCAAACACUUCAAUAUCACAGGUGCUCAAUUUACGAGUAGAUAAAAGCAACUUUAAUUAACAACUGUGCUACAACAACAGAUUGUAUGUACUGCUUUUCAGUUAUCUUAUGUCUAAACUUGCUUAAUUUAUGUAAAAUGCAUUAUAACAUUUGUACCUAUUCUGUACAUACAAAAAUCUAGCAUGACAGGUUAUUGUGAACAGAUAAUGUGACAAGUUCAUGUAACAAAUUCAUGUGAUAGAUUCAUGCAGCCAGAUCAUGUGAAAGGGUUCAUGUGACCAGAUCAUGUGACGGUUUCAUGUUACCUGAGCAUGUGAUGGGUUGAUGUGACAAGAUCAUGUGACAGGUUAUUUGACCAGAAUAGUGACAUGUCAAUGAGACCAAAUCAUGUGAAAGGUUUACAUGACAAUAUCAUGUGACAAGUUUAUGUUACCAGAUCAUGUGACAGGUUGAUGUGACCAGAUUAUGUGACAAGUCCAUGAGACUAGAUCAUGUGAAAGGUGUACAUGACAAGAUCAUGUGACAUGUUUAUGUCACCAGAUCAUGUGACAGGUACACGAGACAAGAUCAUGUGACAGGUUAAUGUGACAAGAUCAUAGAACAGGUUUAUGUGACCAGAUCAUGUGAAAGGCUCAUGUGACCAGAUCAUAGAACAGGUUUAUGUAACCAGAUCAUGUGAUAGGUUCAUAUGACCAGAUCAUGUGACAGGUUAACAUGACAAGAUCAUUUGACAUGUUCAUGUGACCAGAUCAUGUGACAGGUUGAUGUGACCAGAUCAUGUGACUGGUUGAUGUGACCAGAUCAUAUGAAAGGUUGAUAUGACCAGAUCAUGUGACAGGUUGAUGUAACCAGAUUAAGUGACAGGUUCAUGUUACCAGAUCAUGUGACAGGUUUGUGUGACAUGUUCAUGUGACAACAUCAUGUGGUAGGUUCAUGUGACCAGAUCAUGUUACAGGUUCAUGUGACAUGUCCAUGUGACCAGAUUAUGUGAUAGGUUUGUGCGACCAGAUCAGGUGAUAGUUUUAUGUGACCAGAUCAUGUGACAGGUCCAUGAGACUUGAUCAUGUGACAGGUUGAUGUGACAAUACCAUGUGACGGGUUGAUGUGACAAGAUCAUGUGAUAGGUUCAUGUGACAAUAUCAUAUGACAGGUUCAUAUGACAAGAUCAUAAGACAGUUUCAUGUGACCAGAUCAUGUGAUAGGUUAAUGUGACCAGAUAAUGUGACAGGUUGAUGUGACCAGAUUAUGUGACAGGUUCAUGGGACCAGAUCAUGUGACAGGUUGAUGUGACCAGAUCAUGGGACAGGUUGAUGUGACCAGAUCAUGGGACAGGUUAAAGUGACCAGGUCAUUCAAUAGGUUUAUGUGACCAGAUCUUGUGACAGGUUCAUGUGACAAGAUCAUGUAACAGGUUUAUAUGACUAGUAUGUGUAACAAGUUAAUAUGACAAUUGAAUGCUAACAGAUCAUAUGCCAGAGUAAGUUGACCACAGAGUGCGAUUAAAUUUACAAAUCAUGAGGGUGACUGUUUAAUGUGUUGCCAGAUCAUGUGACAAGGUUCAUGAGAUUAGUUCAUGUAUUGGUAACAAGACAGGUCUUUAGGAAAUAAUCAUUCAACAAACUUCUGUGGAGACAGUCUAUUUAAAAAAUCUUAUGAAAUAUUUGAAGAAACUUAUUCAAUGAUAAUGUUUCACCCAGAAAGGUAAUAAAAUAUUAAUUAAACCAUGUUUGUAUUUUGCCAUUUUUGAAUGGCAAUCUUGUAAAAAAAAAAUUCUUUGUAAGUAGACUGAACUCCAAUUAACAAAUAAUUAUCUGCAUGACAUAUAUUCAAUGGGUAAAUUUCAAAUAAAUAUUUGUCUUUUGUAUCUUAAAUGUAUUCUUCAGCGUUGCAUGAUGGGCACACAAAUUCCAUUAAUCCUACUAAUAAUAUGAUGUCCCACAUUAAUUCAAGUGUUAUUUGUCAUUUAAGCAGAGAUUUGUAAUUUCUUUCUUCCAUUGUCCGCCAUCUUGUAAAAAUUACAUAUGCGACAUGUGUGCAUAGCAAUGUAAAUUCGUAUAUGUGGACUACAUUUUGGAACCAGAAGUUAAGCCUGUUUUCAUUAGGCCACAAAAUGAGACGCUUUGUUAGCACUUGUGGAGAAUUCCCAUCAUGUUAACAUGCGCGUAAGUUUGUUUCCCUUAGACAAUAUCAUUACAAUUGUUGAACUUGUACGAUAUUUAGAAAUGUAUUUGUUUUUGAUUGUCCAGUAUAAAGGCAACUUUUGGCAAGAAUGUAUCAUUUGGUGAAAAUUCCAUGACAGUGGGGAAAAAUACUUCUUGGGAAUUCUUGGCGUUUAUACAUUUAUACUCCAUGUGCAAGGCACAUCUACCUACGGAGCAGCUGAAAGGACUGCUGAACGUGCUGGUCUACACAUGUGACGAAUGCACAAAGAGCACAUAUAUCGGUAAUACCAACUAAAGGGUGGAUUAGUUUUCGACCAAAUGUUUUAUUCAAUAGUCUAUACAUGUUUACAAAGUUACAUUAAUACAUGUAUAUUGUUUCAUGUUGAAAUGUAAUAACAUGUAAUGUCUUAUAUUUCAUACAAUAAAACA